AUGGGCGACCGCAUCGAGAGCUCGCCCUACCGCUUCAAGAUGCACGCCAACGAGUCGGACGUGCUGCUCUGCCGCUCCGCCCCGCUCUCCCCGCCGGACUUCGCCCUCCUCAAGCGCCGCAUCGACGAGAUGUACCAGGUCAACCUCAUCCUCGACAACCUCCCCGCCAUCCGCUACACCCGCAAGGACGACUACUUCCUGCGCUGGACGGGCUACCCCGUCGGCAUCCGCGUCGGCGUCGACUACUACGUCUUCAACCACCUCCAGUUCACCGUGCUCGUGCACCGCUACGAGGACCCCAACGUCGCCCGCGUCAUGGGCGCCGCCGCCGACGCCUCCGACGGCGCCGCCGUCCCCGCCAACGCCGGCAAGGACGCCUCCGCCGCCCCCGGCUGGAUGGUCGUCGGCUUCGAGGUCGUGCCCUGCAGCAUCAAGCACAACCCCGAGGACGCCAGGGCCGUCAAGAUGUACGGCAGGUUCCCCAGCAAGAUCAAGUGCGACCCCUCCACCGUCUCCAUGAGCAUCAAGGAGAACGAGCCCAUCGUCUACACCUACGAGGUCUCCUUCGUCGAGAGCGACAUCAAGUGGCCCUCCCGGUGGGACGCCUACCUCAAGAUGGAGGGCGCCAAGGUGCACUGGUUCUCCAUCCUCAACUCGCUCAUGGUCAUCGCGUUCCUCGCCGGCAUCGUCUUCGUCAUACUGCUCAGGACCGUCAGGCGCGAUCUCACGAGGUAUGAGGAGCUCGACAGCGAGGCGCAGGCCCAGAUGAACGAGGAGCUGUCCGGGUGGAAGCUCGUCGUCAGCGAUGUCUUCCGCGCGCCCAGCAACCCAAUGCUGCUCUGCAUGAUGGUUGGGGAUGGGGUUCAGAUCCUGGGAAUGGCCGUGGUCACCAUCCUGUUUGCCGCGCUUGGGUUCAUGUCGCCGGCCUCCCGGGGUACCCUCAUCACAGGCAUGCUCUUCUUCUACCUGGUCCUCGGGAUCCUGGCAGGAUACGCCAGUGUCCGCGUCUGGAAGACAAUCAGGUGUGGAGAUCACUCGGGCUGGGUGGGCGUUUCGUGGAGGACAGCCUGCUUCUUCCCUGGCAUCGCCUUCCUGAUCCUCACCACACUCAACUUCCUGCUGUGGGGAAGCCAGAGCACCGGCGCCAUCCCCUUCUCGCUGUUCGUAGUGCUGAUCCUGCUCUGGUUCUGCAUCUCUGUGCCGCUUACACUCGUCGGCGGGUUCCUUGGUGCCAAGGCGCCGCACAUCGAGUACCCGGUCCUGACCUACAUGCACCUCUGCGUGGAGGACUGGAAGUGGUGGUGGAAGUCAUUCUUCUCGUCCGGGUCCGUGGCCAUCUACAUCUUCCUCUACUCCAUCAACUACCUGGUGUUCGACCUCAAGAGCCUGAGCGGGCCGGUGUCGGCGACCCUCUACCUCGGCUACUCGCUCUUCAUGGUCAUCGCCAUCAUGCUGGCCACCGGCACGGUCGGGUUCAUCUCCUCGUUCUGCUUCGUGCACUAUCUCUUCUCGUCUGUGAAGGCCGAUUAA
Molecule: messenger RNA, 1530 nt
Organism: Triticum turgidum subsp. durum (durum wheat)
Lineage: Eukaryota; Viridiplantae; Streptophyta; Magnoliopsida; Poales; Poaceae
Source: the annotation of a GenBank genome assembly